AUGCAGCAGACGUCGACGACAGCAGUCGUGGUAGGGGGUGUGCAAGAGCUUGCGCCGCUGCGCUCGCACGUUUGCCUGCCGGGUGACCCUGUACUGUUGCUGGAUCCCACGGCGGUGGUGGCGCUUGGAAACGGUCUUCGUCCCGUGUCGCAGGCCCCAGCGCACAAUAGAAGUGGCGUCGGCGCCGCUGGAGAAGGAGGAAACACGGUGGUGGUUGCGGAGCUCUGCGGACCGGUGGCGUGCAGUGUGGGGCCGAACCGUGUGCGGCGUUAUACGCUCGACGCCCCCGCUGCUCGCCGCUACGUGUACGCUCCGCGGGAUCCCGUUGUGGCGGUAGUCGUGAAGAAGACGACUAGUUACUACUACUGCUACACUGGCGCGGCGAUGCCGGCGGUGCUCGAUGCGCUGAGCUUUGACGGGGCCACUAAGUCGAGUCGGCCUCGCCUGCAGGAGGGCGACAUUGUCUAUGCCUUUGUGAGGCCGAGGCUGGGCGGUGCCGAAGCUGUGGAAGACGCGUCGGACGAGGUGGAGCUGAGCUGCAUGGCGGGUGAAGUUGGCCUUGCCGCGAAGGACUGGACGUCCGCAGAGGCAGUGUUCGGGCCACUUGCGGGUGGCACUGUGGUGCGCGUCCCGAUUCCGUACGCUCGAAGCUUGCUGACGGGCGACGGCGCCGUACAGCUGCUUUCGCUGCUGGGUGAGCGGGUGCCGUUUGAGGUGUGCGUGGGCGUGAAUGGCCUUGUGUGGGUGCGGGGGCAGGCCAGCGACGUCGACGCGGCGGUGGCGGCGCGGCGUACGAUUGCAGUGGCCGCGUGUAUCGUGGAGGCUCAGGACGAUGCGACGCCGGAGGAGAUGGAAAGUCGCGUGCGGAGCUACUUUCCGGGGGAAGGUAACUAA
This is a messenger RNA of Trypanosoma rangeli, 894 nucleotides long. RefSeq names its product ribosomal rRNA processing protein 40. Gene Ontology annotation, biological process: TRAMP-dependent tRNA surveillance pathway; poly(A)-dependent snoRNA 3'-end processing; CUT catabolic process. The record is from RefSeq and is a predicted model, not a curated record. Gene Ontology annotation, molecular function: RNA binding. Bases 1 to 894 code for a protein of 297 amino acids. NCBI's taxonomy places the organism in Eukaryota, Euglenozoa, Kinetoplastea, Trypanosomatida, Trypanosomatidae. The transcript has a single exon. Gene Ontology annotation, cellular component: cytoplasmic exosome (RNase complex); nuclear exosome (RNase complex).